Molecule: messenger RNA, 504 nt
Organism: Naegleria lovaniensis
Lineage: Eukaryota; Heterolobosea; Eutetramitea; Acrasida; Naegleriidae
Exons: 1
Coding region: 1-504 (167 amino acids)
Biological process (GO): translation
Cellular component (GO): ribosome; cytosolic large ribosomal subunit
Molecular function (GO): structural constituent of ribosome; large ribosomal subunit rRNA binding
Source: RefSeq, a predicted model, not a curated record
AUGCCACCAAAAGCAGAUCCAUCAGAAGUUAAAAUCUUGUACUUGAGAUGUUUGGGAGGUGAAGCCGGUGCUACCGCCACCUUGGCUCCAAAGGUCGGUCCUUUGGGUCUCUCUGCCAAGAAGAUUGGUGACGAUAUCGCCAAGCUCUCCAAGGACUGGAAGGGUCUCAAGAUCACCGUCAAAUUGACCAUCCAAAACAGAAAUGCCGAAAUUGAAAUUGUCCCAUCUGCUUCCUCAUUGGUCAUCAAGGCUUUGAAGGAACCACCAAGAGACAGAAAGAAGGUCAAGAACAUUAAACACAACGGUAACUUGUCUAUGGAAGAUGUCAUUGGUAUUGCCAGGACCAUGAAAUCAAAGUCUUAUGCUAAGGAUUUGGCUGGUUGCGUCAAGGAAAUUUUGGGAACAUGCUACUCUGUUGGUUGCACUGUUGCUGGUGAGAAUCCAAAGACUCUUCAAGAACAAAUCACCAAUGGAACCAUUGAAUACAAGAUUCCAGACCAAUAA